Messenger RNA from Teleopsis dalmanni, 612 nucleotides. Its product is annotated as acyl-coenzyme A thioesterase 13. The coding region runs from base 83 to 514 and encodes 143 amino acids. Gene Ontology annotation, molecular function: fatty acyl-CoA hydrolase activity. The transcript has 3 exons. The record is from RefSeq and is a predicted model, not a curated record. Lineage: Eukaryota; Metazoa; Arthropoda; Insecta; Diptera; Diopsidae.
AUUUUGUAAUGUUUUGAUUGUGCUAGAUUUUCGUCAAACAAAUUUUAUUGAUACAUGUAUUUUAAUAUAAAAAAUUAAUGAAAUGUUGGGAACAAGAAAAAAAGGAGUUGAAUUCAUUAAACAUAUAUCAGACAUAAUAGCAAAAUCAACAGGAUUUGAAAGAACGUUGGAGAAGGUAAAAAUUACAGAUGGCGGUGAUGGUAGAUGUACUGCGGAAUUUACAGUUUCUGAAGAACACUUGAAUAGGGGUGGAGGCUUGCAUGGUGGAUUUACAGCAACAUUAAUCGAUAUGAUCACAACUUACGCUCUCAUGUCGAAACCUUGUCAUGCUGGAGUUUCUGUCGAUAUAAACGUAAGUUAUAUGAAAGCUGCCAAGAAAGGUGAUGAAGUCAUUAUAGAUGCAAAUACAAUAAAGGCUGGUAAGAAGCUGGCUUUUAUUGAGUGCGAAUUACGACACAAAAAAGAUGGCUCUGUUAUAGCAAAAGGAUCACAAACAAAAUUUGUAGAUUUUUAAUAAUGUGUUUUUUGUUAAAUUUUCAUAAGGUAGUUAAAAUGCUUUAAGCUUAAUUAUUGUUGAGAUCAGUAUACAAUAAAACAAUUUAUUUAUUUAUU